AUGGAGGAAAUUCUUAAUAUUACGAUACACCACAGUGGUCAAUUUGUUAGUGAGGACUUGAGUGUGUAUGAAGGAGGUGAGAUUGCUGAUUUGAGAGUAGAUGCUGAUAUGUGGGGUUAUUUUGAGUUAUUGGGUGCUAUUAAGGAACUAGGUUACCCAGCCAUAGAGAAGAUAUACUAUAAGGAUCCAACUGCUGGAGUGAAUCUGUUGUUUGAUGACAAAGGGGCCUUAGAGAUUGCUGAUCUAUAUAGGGUUCAUUUACGUGUUGAAGUCUUUAUUCAACACCCAUUGUCACAGCCUGAGUAUGUUGAUGAGAGUGAAGUUAUUUUAGAUGAGAUACCCCUGAAUGUAAUGGAAGAUGAUGCAGUUAGACAAAAUGAGGUAAGUGAGGAUGCUGUUGGACAGAAGGAGGCAAGUGAAGAUGUUGUUAUACAGAAGGAGGCAAUUGAAGAUGUUGUUGGACAGAAGGAGGCAAGUGAAGAUGUUGUUAUACAGAAUGAGGCAAGUGAAGAUGAUGUUGGACAGAAGGAGGCAAGUGAAAAUGCUGUUGGACAGAACGAUGAUGAUAGUUCUGAUGAUGAUAGCUCUGAUGAUAGUAGCUUUUCGUAUGAUAGUGCAAAGGAGGUUGUAUUUGAUGAUGAAACUGAUGACUGUGAUACUGACUUGGAAGAGGAAGAAGGGAUUAUUGCCUGCAAUGGAGGAACUGCUGCCUACAGUUGA
Vicia faba (fava bean) is the source of this 720-nucleotide messenger RNA. Lineage: Eukaryota; Viridiplantae; Streptophyta; Magnoliopsida; Fabales; Fabaceae. The record is from the annotation of a GenBank genome assembly.